Molecule: messenger RNA, 975 nt
Organism: Manihot esculenta (cassava)
Lineage: Eukaryota; Viridiplantae; Streptophyta; Magnoliopsida; Malpighiales; Euphorbiaceae
Product: putative RNA methyltransferase At5g10620
Exons: 7
Coding region: 183-755 (190 amino acids)
Biological process (GO): rRNA processing
Molecular function (GO): methyltransferase activity
Source: RefSeq, a predicted model, not a curated record
AUUUAAAAAAAAAAUUAAAAUCUUUGCUCCUCUCUCCGUUUCCCAAAUGCAAACAAAGGGUGAGAAUUGAUCUCAGUCUCUCUGCCGCCGGAUAGACACGGAACCCGUUGGCCAGCGCUACUGGUUUUGAUAGGAAUACUUGAAGCUCUCUUCUCUGUGGUUUCCCCUGAAAAAUUUCAGAGAUGGCAAUCUCAGUCUCGACCAGUUUUUACAUAAGCAGCUAUUCUUCUUCUACUCUUCCAUCUCCAGGUAUACAAUGUAAAUACUCUGCUCAAUCAGUGAGAGCAUUGCCCACAAGGAUAAUUACAGUUGGAAAGAAGAGGUCACAUGGGAUUCAAUUAUUAGUAGAUGAGUAUAUCGGCAAACUCAGACACUAUUGCUCUGUUGAGGAUAUUCAAAUUCGCUCCAAUCCUAAAAAUGCUCGUGACUCGAGGGUUCAGGUUGAUGAUGAAGACAUGGCAGCCAUGAACCUUAUAAGGUCUGAUGAUUGGGUUGUGAUGUUGGAUGAGUAUGGACUAGAUAUUGGGUCUGAGCAGAUGGCUGAGUUGGUUGCAGAUGCGGGAAAUACUGGAGCUUUAAGGUUAUCAUUUUGUAUCGGUGGACCUUAUGGUCAUGGACAGCGAAUGCGAAAACGUGCUAAUAAAUCUAUCAGAUUAUCCUCCAUGGUUUUGAAUCAUCAGAUUGCGUUGGUUGUUCUUCUUGAGCAGCUUUAUAGGUCAUGGACUAUUCUUAAAGGACAAAACUAUCAUCAUUGAUUAUUUGUCACUUUGUUUUUGAAUCAUGCCUCAAGGCUAACAUGUAUUAAUGCCAUUUCAGAAAGAGAAAGUCUAAUCAGAAACUAGUUGGCUACAUGGUUUUCAAACUCUUGGCAUAGACACCCUUUUUUUCUUUUUACUAUUAUUGUUAUUUUUUGAGCUUGAAGGUGAUAUUUUAUGUUGGUGGAUUAUAAAUUCUUCUGAUUGCAUUUGUAUUAAA